Molecule: messenger RNA, 4287 nt
Organism: Penicillium cinerascens
Lineage: Eukaryota; Fungi; Ascomycota; Eurotiomycetes; Eurotiales; Aspergillaceae
Exons: 2
Coding region: 1-4287 (1428 amino acids)
Biological process (GO): cell wall modification
Molecular function (GO): pectinesterase activity
Source: RefSeq, a predicted model, not a curated record
AUGCUCUUCUCACUAUUAUUAGGCCUGGUUGGGCUAGCAGCUGCCGUAGAUCAAUCUAAUGGCACUUGCUCAAGCACAGCCUAUAUCACAGCGAGAGGAAUCUCACCUACUGCCCCCGCUGUAACAGUCGCAACCGAUAACAGUGGUCAAUAUACGGCAAUCGGCGAUGCGAUAUCCUAUGCCCAGGAAAACAACAUCCCGACAAUCACAGUUCUGCCAGGAACGUAUCCACCUGUCAUAGUAUCUGCAACACCGUCCGUCGCAGUCCUCGGUCAAACCAACGAUGAAAACGACUACACGCAAAAUAAGGUCGUUGUCUCGAACGAUGGAACGGCUCUCACACUAUCAGCCGAUGUUGACGGGAUCACUGUCAAAAACAUCAACUUCAUUGAUACAUCAUCCUCCAGCGAAGCGGUAUCGCUCAAAGGACACAAAAUUGGAUUCUAUCACUGCCAAUUCAUCUCCGGUACAAGGGCGAUCACAAACAAUGCUGGCAUCGGCUUGAUUGCGAAUAGCUAUAUCGAAGCAUCCGACACAAUGAUUGCCGGCGAAGGCAAUCUCUACGUUUUCGACACAGAUAUUGUCCCCACUGAGGACUCGGUAGUGAUCGCCAAAGCCAAUGGCAUCACAUCCAAAGGCAAGCUACAGAAAUCGACCAUUGUCUUCGAUCGAUCAUCAAUAUACCAAGAGGCGAGAGGAAGCACCAGCAAUGUUUAUCUGGCCGGUGCUUCUGGCAAAGGCUCUGUCAUCGUAUACCGCAAUUCUGUGCUGGGAGGUUUAAUUGCACCUUCCGGUGUGCAUGUCGACAGCACAUCACAGGAUAAGAACAACUUCUACGCGGAAUAUGCCAACACCGGCCCCGGAGCUUAUUCAAACAACAAGGCUGCCAGAGCUGACUACAUCAACCAGCUAGAGCCCUCAGACAUGUCCUCCUACAGCGUUGGCGCGGUUUUGUCAGGAGGGCGCUUAAUAGGGCACUUCUGGCAAACGGAAUUGGCGAGAUAUGAUACUAACUGGGUCGAUCCCUGUACCCUUGCAGCUAUUGAUAGCGCCGAUGUUGUUGGUCCCUACUCAUUUUCAGGAGAGGGAUCCGGAGCUGGGUCUCAGUCUUGGUCUUCAGGAGGCGGUUCUUCGGGGUCUUCCGGGGGUGAUGGAUCUGGAUCCCCUGGACAUAUUUCCGGUAAUGGCUCAGGAUCUGCAGCUUCUGGAGGCUCAGGGUCCUCGGGAAAUGGUUCUGAUUCCAAUGGUUCUGGCUCCUCUGGCUCGUCGGGCAAUGAUUCUGGGCCAUCUGGUACUACUUCGCCUUGUACUACUUUGCCCAGUGCUGCUCCGUCUCAUACUGCUUCGUCUACUGCUUCGUCUACUCCUUCGUCUCCUCCUGCUUCGCCUAGUGCUGCUCCGUCUCAUACUACUUCGUCUCCUGCUUCACCUAGUGCUGCUCCGUCUCAUACUGCUUCGUCUCAUACGACUUCCUCUUAUACGACUUCCUCUCAUACGACUUCGUCUCAUCCGCCUCCUAUCUCGUCUCAUACGACUUCGUCUCAUACUGCUUCGUCUACUACUUCGUCUCCUGCUUCGCCUAGUGCUGCUUCGUCUCAUACUGCUUCGUCUUAUACUACUUCGUCUCAUCCGCCUCCUAUCUCGUCUCACACGACUUCGUCUCAUACGACUUUAUCUCCUCCUGCUUUGCCUAGUGCUGCUCUAUCUCAUACUACUUCGUCUUCUUCUGCUUCGCCUAGUGCUGCUCCGUCUCAUACUGCUUCUUCUCAUACUACUUCGUCUCAUCCGCCUCCUAUCUCGUCUCAUCCGCCUCCUAUCUCGUCUCAUCCGCCUCCUAUCUCGUCUCAUCCGCCUCCUAUCUCGUCUCAUCCGCCUCCUAUCUCGUCUCACACGACUUCGUCUCAUACGACUUCAUCUCAUCCACCUCCUAUCUCGUCUCAUACUACUUCGUCUUAUACUACUUCGUCUCAUACUACUCCUUGUACUACUACUACUUCGCCUAGUGCUGCUCUACCUCAUACUGCGUCGCCUCAUACUACUUCGUCUCAUACGACUUCGUCUCAUACUACUUCCUCUCAUACGACUUCGUCUCAUACUACUUCGUCUCAUACUACUUCGUCUCAUACAACUUCGUCUCAUACAACUUCGUCUCAUACAACUUCGUCUCAUCCGCCUCCUAUCUCGUCUCACACGACUUCCUCUCACACGACUUCCUCUCAUACGACUUCCUCUUAUAUGACUUCCUCUCAUACUACUUCGUCUCCUCCUGCUUCGCCUAGUGCUGCUUCGUCUCAUACGACUUCAUCUCAUCCGCCUCCUAUCUCGUCUCAUACUACUUCGUCUCAUACUACUCCUUGUACUACUACUACUUCGCCUAGUACUGCUUCGCCUAGUGCUGCUCUAUCUUAUACUGCUUCGCCUUAUACGACUUCCUCUCAUACGACUUCGUCUCAUACUACUUCAUCUCCUCCUGCUUUGCCUAAUGCUGCUCUAUCUCAUACUACUUCGUCUCAUUCACCUCCUAUCUCGUCUCACACAACUUCGUCUUACACAACUUUGUCUCACACAACUUCGUCUCAUUCGCCUCCUAUUUCGUCUCACACAACUUCGUCUCAUACGACUUCCUCUCAUACUAUUACGUCUACUUCUGCUUCGCCUAGUGCUGCUCCGUCUCAUACUGCUUCGUCCCAUACUACUUCGUCCCAUUCGUCUCAUACGACUUCAUCUCAUCCACCUCCUAUCUCGUCUCAUACGACCUCCUCUCAUACUACUUCAUCUCCUCCUGCUUCGCCUAGUGCUGCUCCGUCUCAUACCGCUUCGUCUCAUACUACUUCGUCUGGGACUGCUUCGCCUAGUACUGUCUCGUCUAGUACUGCUUCUUCUGGAAACGAUUCCAGUCCAGAUUCCUCCGGGGACACGUCCGGUAUAACCUCAAGCUCAGGCUCAGGGUCUUCUGAUACUGCCUCGGGAUUUGUCCCUGGCACCAGCACCGGUGAUGGAUCAGCCUCUGGCUCAAACUCGGGAAAUGGCUCGGGACCCUCCACAUCAAUUACAACCCUUUCUACCAUCGUUGUAGUCACUGAUGAUGCAACUUCCUGCGUUACAGAGACAGUUUCUGGCUCAAUUUCUGGGUCAGAGAUGACUACAACUGUUGAUGUGACACCAGAUGCCGUGACCGAGACAACAACACGUGUAACAAUGACUUCGGCCACCAUUAUAACCACCGAGCCGGCCGUGACUUAUACAAGAACCUCAAUCAUUAACAUUGACAUUGGACUGGGCACUGAUAUCAUCUCACUGAUUCACCUUCGCACUGAAGUGCCUGCUUCGUUCAUAAAGACAGAGACUGGCGAGGCCACAUCUACUGUCGUCAACACAGUUACUGGCAAGAAUUUCACCAAGAUUGUACACAGUACACUCUCAAUAACCGAAACUAUCACUGCUUCGCCAUCCCUCGUCACCUCAGCUCAGACCGUUACAACGACCAAUGUCAAGACCUUCAGUCCAAGGACAUCGAGGAGUACCUUCACAUUAACAACUACACUUGGAGCAACUACGACGAAAUCGAUCAAGCCAACCACCAUCACAUCGAGCUUGACUUCCACUGAGACGGCCACAAAGAACGUAACGACAACCCUCAGGUGUAUCCCAGUAUCAAAAGCCAAGCGGGGUCUUCUUGCGCCCAUGUCCUAUACUGCUUCUUCCACUGUGACCAGUACUUCAACGGUGACUAACUACGUGACCACCUCAACGAGAAUCAUCUCACCAGCCACCGCCUAUACGGCAGACAUGGUCACGAAGAUAAGAACAGUCAAGCCCAAGACUAUAACUUCUACCGUCACCUCAGUUUCCACCAAGACUUUCACCUCCACAAUCACGAACGGCACAAGUUAUGUCACAUUCACAAGCACUUCGUCCAUAGUUCACACAAAAUCCACUCGGAAACCAUUAACCCAAACAGUCACGGUAUUCCCGACCAAGACAUCAUUCACCACUUUGAAUGGAUCAACCGUGGUAUCAACGAGUCUCACUACCUUUACGUUCAAGUCAACCGUUCACCCAACGCCAUCAACGACCGUGGUCACGACAACAUUCACUGUGGAGGUCACAUCAGCGCUGCCAGUCAUAACUUCUCGAGCAAUCAAGACGAUUACGCGAACCAACUCCCCUGUCACCAUCACGUCUCAAGAAACCUCUACCUCGAUCGAGGUCGUCAAGACUAUCAUUUCGACGACCACUAACGCCCACACACUAUUUUCAGAAGGUGCUAUAACCUGCUCUGUUUGA